AUGGCAGACGACGACUUGGACCAGGAUAUCUUCGACUCGCUCGAGCGUGAGGCCUCUGAAUUUACAAAGGAUGCGGAGAUUGACCGGAUCCGCAACGCAUUUGCUCUCGAUGCCUAUUCUGUGUUAGAUCUUCAACCCGGUGUUACCGAGAAGGACAUUAAAAUUCAGUACCGCAAGAAAUCCCUCCUGAUCCACCCGGAUAAGACCAAGAACCCAGCGGCGCCCGAUGCCUUUGACCGGCUGAAAAAGGCCCAGACCGCUCUCCUCGACGAAAAGCAACGGACGUACCUGGAUGAAUGUAUCGCUGAUGCCCGGCGGCUCCUGAUCCGCGAGCAUAAGUACACAUUGGACUCCCCGGAGUUGAAAACCGAGGAAUUCAAGGUGGAAUGGCGCAAGAAGACCAUUCAUGUGCUGUUGGAGGAAGAAGCCCGGCGACGUCGCCAAGCCAAGGCCCGGUUGCAGGAGGAAGGUCGCGAGAGACAAAAGGAGGAGGAAGAGCUGGAAGCUCGCAAGCGCAAGCGCGAUCAGGAUAAGGCCUGGGAAGAUACCCGUGAGGAGCGCAUUGGCAGCUGGCGGGACUGGCAAAAGGGCCGCAAACCGGGUGGCGAGGACAAGAAGAAAAAGAAAAAGCUGAAGGUGCUUGGAUGA
Molecule: messenger RNA, 648 nt
Organism: Penicillium macrosclerotiorum
Lineage: Eukaryota; Fungi; Ascomycota; Eurotiomycetes; Eurotiales; Aspergillaceae
Exons: 3
Coding region: 1-648 (215 amino acids)
Source: RefSeq, a predicted model, not a curated record